Haemonchus placei is the source of this 2010-nucleotide messenger RNA. NCBI's taxonomy places the organism in Eukaryota, Metazoa, Nematoda, Chromadorea, Rhabditida, Trichostrongylidae. The record is from the annotation of a GenBank genome assembly.
ACGGACACAUUGUGGAAACUACCAGGUGAUCCGAAAAAAUUCUAUUUCAAUCCUGACGAAAUAACUGCGUUCUGCUUCGAGGGAGAUUGCCAACAGACGUUAAGCCAUGGAACAUAUCGAGUCGAUGACGAGGGCCUUGUCAGAUCGUUGAGUUAUCGAUGUCAACAUGCCGGGGAUAGCCCUAGAGUGAUUCUCGCUCUUCUCUACCUGCCUCCAUCACUUUCUACUCGUUUCUUAUCGCUAUAUUCUGUCUAUCCUAUAUCUCGAUCCACCUAUUACGGUGUUGACAGCGGCACUUUGGGCCUGAAGCUAUCACUCUUCUUCGAUUUGAUCAUGGCCACCUGCCUGCCCGAGGAUAAGUUCGUCUCCAGCCACUUGGCAGCUAAUAAGUCAGAUAGAAAUCUCGACGUAUUGAAGCAGUCACGGAAAAAAAUUUGGGAACGUUUUCAUCUGUGCAAGUGCAGAGCAUACUGCCUCCCACUCACUGACUACGAAUACCUAGGCGAUCUUCAGCAUUCGAGCAACCUGCUUCCAAAGCGAGAAGUAAUAGUCAAUCUUCAAAAUUCCGUUUUAUCACGCAUUUCGGCCAUGGUUCUGAGUGAUACCCAGGACUAUUCAACGGCUCUGCUCAAAACCUCAGUGGCUAUCAAUAUCAACUACCCCCACAUGAAGAAGGACAUACUAACCGUACUCGAAUCGUUGUGCGUUCGAAGCAUUCCUCAUUGCGCUCGUGCUCUGAUGUUGACGGCCGAAUAUUUGGCCAUACGCGCUCGUGGAAAAGGUGGACUACGGAGCGGUCCUGCAGCGAAUCCAGCCUUCACUCAUAUUUUCGAGUCGAUGAAAAAACAUUUCGCUGGUAUACCGAAUGGAUCAAAGGAUACUAUCCCACGGAGCGUCACAGUGGAAGCUGCGGCUAGGGUUGAUCUUUUCGGUGGUUGGCUAGAUACUCCUCCAAUCACCUUAAGCGCCAAUCCUUCGGCUGUCGUGAAUAUGGCCAUUCUUGUGGAUGGAAAGAAACCAAUAGCUUGCCAUGUGCGACAUGUUCCCGAUGCUGGCAUUACCAUACGAUGUGGGGAUACAACUGUAUUACUCUCAUGCUCCCAAGAUAUAUACGAGUCAUACAACAAGCCGCGUAAUCCAGGGGCACUGGUAUGUGCCUGCCUCAUCUGUGUUUGUGUACCGAGUGGACCUGAAGACAAUCUUUUGGAGACCCUCCAGAACCGAUUCGGUACCACGGGCUUGGAAAUCGAGUGUACUUCUUGCCUACCUCAUGGAUCUGGUCUUGGGACGUCAUCGACACUAGCCGCAGCCAUUAUUCAAGCGUUAGGAUUAGCAAGUGGGUUCCACUAUUCGGAGAAGAGCAUCUGUCACGCUGUGCUAAUGGUAGAACAGCUGUUGACUACAGGCGGUGGAUGGCAGGAUCAAGUUGGCUGUCUCUAUCCAGGAAUCAAGAAAGGUCUCACUCAAAUCUUCCAGACGUUGAUAGAAAGUUUCUUCAACAAGACUGAUGACUGUGUAGACGUGGAGAAAAUAGAUAUCAAAGAGGAGUUUGAAAAAGAGAUCAAUAGUCGCAUGGUGCUCGUAUACACCGGAAAAACCAGACUAGCCAAAAAUCUUCUUCAGGAAGUCGUUCGUGGGUGGUUUUCCGGAGGGCCUAUUCGAGAAGUGAUCGCUUCGCUGGAGAGUAACGUUGUUCAGUUCGUCGAUAGCAUAAAAGAAGGAACAAUGCCUUGUGAACUGAUCGAAUUGUAUUACAAUGCAAAGAAAACUCUUGCUACCGGAUGUGAGCCUGAGAUCGUAACGUGCCUCAUUUCUCAGCUGAAGAGAGAGAGUCUCAUCGAAACCGCAUGGCUUGCCGGUGCCGGAGGGGGCGGCUUCCUAUAUGUUUGGUUGAAGGAUGGCAUCUCAGUGGAUCAAGUCCGAACGUUUAUCUCUCGUUGUGGCACCGCUGAAAUGACUGUCCAUACAGUCACCGUUGAUAAUUCCCCUAUUACCGUAGCAUUAAAAUAG